Messenger RNA from Mauremys mutica (yellowpond turtle), 1874 nucleotides. RefSeq names its product protein Bouncer-like. The record is from RefSeq and is a predicted model, not a curated record. NCBI's taxonomy places the organism in Eukaryota, Metazoa, Chordata, Testudines, Geoemydidae. Bases 347 to 721 code for a protein of 124 amino acids. The transcript has 3 exons.
UGGGUUGUGUGUGUGUAGCUGGGUGGAUGUAGUUGGCAUGUAGAUGGGGCAUGUCUCUGUGUGUGUGUGUAGCUGGGUUGUGUGUUUGCGUGUUUACACCUAGUCUCCUUGCAUUGCCGUCUCUCUCUGACUCACUAACCGGCUGCCUAUUUUUAUACCCCUCGGCGAUCAUGUGGCCUGCCCCCCUUUGCAGCUGUCCCUGGCACCAGGCCCCUGCCACACCCAUGUGUGUGUGUGUGUGUUGGUGCCAAUGUGUAUAUAUAUAACGGCACAGAUCACAACCCGACUGACUCUCCUCCGACCGCCCAGCCCAAGGACUGUCUGAUCUUCCACCCCCUCGACGACCAUGGGCAGAGUGCUCCUUCUGUGCCUGGCCGUGCUGAGCUUUGUCGGGAUCGGAGCGGCCCUGCAGUGCCUGAAAUGCGACUUCACCAUAUUUGGCAUCCCCUGCCACACCACCACCGUCACUUGCCAGGACAACCAGCUCUGCGCCACCAUCCGGGGCCGCGCAGCCGGCCACAAGCUGAUCAUGAAGAAGAACUGCGUUGACAAGGGGAAAUGCCACACCAACGACACCUCGACCUUCGCCGGCAUCACCUACAGCACCUCCUACGAGUGCUGCAAUGGCGAAUUCUGCAACUCGGCCGCGGGCGCCGGGGCCCAGCUCUCCCUGGCCGCAGGCCUGGCCGUGCUGGGGGCCUGGCUCGCCCGGGGCCUCUAAUCCCUGCUCCGCAAGCCGGGAGGCAAGAGGAAAUCAUUUCUGUUGGGGGGGGCAAAAAAAAUCCAGCCUGACCUUGCCUUUAAAUAGCCCCGCCCCUUUUCUUCUUAAAGGGGCGCUUGUUAGCCAGAGGUGAGACCCGAUCUUUGGCCUUUUCUUGGUCGUCUUCGAUCAUUAUAACCCGGGGACGAGGGGGCAAGACCCUCGGGGUCUGUCCGGAGAAGGAAAAUGGAUCCCCCUUUCUUUCGUGGUGGCCCCCCGAACGUUUUCACUCUUUGGUUCUGUUUCUUCUUGCCAAGUCUCACUCUCGGUCUGAUAAGCUACCGAUUGCUGCAGCCUCCAGCCCCCAAACCCGCCCCAGCCGGCACGCUGCCAGUUUUGUAUAAACCCCCCCCCCCAAAAAAAACAGGCGAGCAGCUGAUUUCCCCACCUGUCCCCGCUGGCUCCCGAUGACACGGGACUGUCAAUGAGGGAGCUGCGGCCUGCGGACAAAUGCACCUUUAAGAACCGGGCGCUGCGGCACCGUCCCCUGCCUCGAGCCCCCUCGCCGCAGCUGCCAGUGCCCCAUUGGUGGCAGCAGUGGGAUCCACAGGGGCUGCAGCUGAGGUCAGACGCUCUGGCUCCAGCUGUCCAGGCCUCUGCAUUCCUCCCUCUGCCUCCCCCCCGCCCCAAACAUCUGGCCCCAAUUGUUGCCAUUGGCUGCAUCUCUCAUGCUCACUGGCACUACAGACAUCUGGCGCCAGAUGUUCACUGCCUUCCGCGCCAGCCCCGCCCACACCUGGCCCCACGGCUGCAGGGCUGGUGUCGGGGCAAUGGGGGGGGCUCUGCUCUUCGUCCUGAUGCCCACAGAGCUUGGGCAGGGGCUGGGGGGGGCGGGAGUGUUGUAUUGACCCCACACACUGGCACAGCAGCUUGGUGCUGCCCCCUGCUGGCGCGCGCAGGAUCAGCGCUGCGGCUUUCUCUGCUCAUGUCCUGAAACGCAUCCAGAAUAAAUCCUGUCUCGCUCUGAGCGCUGGCGGCUGUGACUUUCCUCCCGACUGCAGCCCCCUGGUACCCCGGUCCUGUCCCCCCCAAGCCCUGCCGGUGCCCCUCACUCCCGACCCGCAGCCCCUGCCAGCCCAGCCCUGCCCCCCCAGCUCUGCUGGUGCCCCUCACU